UCAAUUCUCAGUUCUAAAUUAUCAGUUCUCAAUUCUCGUUUUUCAGUUGUCAGUUCUCCUUGUCCAUGCACACAGCUCCUGCCUGGCUCUGUGUUCACAAUUCCGUGAAUGCGUCUCCUUUAACCACAAAUGGAGGUAUGAGGCCAAUAGUUUAGUGCCUAACUGCAGAUACUGCAUGAUCCUACCUGCCUAAAUGAAAUGCUGCAAUGCUUUGGUAAUACAGCAGACACACUCCAAUAGGGGUUUAUGCAGACACGGUGUUUAUUAAGUUGCGUGUCUAGGGGCUGGUUUAAAAACACAGAGCCUAGCCCUGAGCUUGAGGUCUCGUCACUCUCUCAGUGUAAUACAUUCUCCAGUGUCCAAUCUCAUGGGGCUUUGUGAUGUCACAGGGGGCCGGCACACAGGCUCUAUAAAGCUGGGAGCUGCUGUGAAAUUUCUCAAUGAAGCUGUGUGAGUGAGUGAGUGACAGACUGGUGUACAACUCAGUGCACCCCAGACACCCCUUCACAGGGCAAUUGGAGACAGGCAUCAUCACUGAGCUGCACUGGACUCUUUACUAGAGAUAUAGAGAAAUAUAUAUAUAUAUAUAUUUUUUUUUUUUCAGUACAAUUUUGCAUAUAUAUUUUUUAAUGUUUUUGAGAACUAUGGAGUGUGCAAGCCUGCUGGUUUCGAUAACCCUGACCUGUGCUAUACUGCUGGUGGAGAGCAGCUGCCCGCUGGCGUGCUCCUGCCCCCCCUCGCCUCCCUCCUGCCCCCCGGGUGUCAGCCUGGUCAUGGACUCGUGUGGCUGCUGCAGGGUGUGCGCCCGGCAGUUCAAUCAGGACUGCAGUGUGACCCAGCCCUGCGACCACAUCAAGGGGCUUCACUGUGACUUCGGAGCGGGGAGCGGAGCUCACAGGGGGCUCUGCAGAGCGAAGGCAGACGGCCGUCCCUGCGAGUUUAAUGGCCGGGUCUACCAGCACGGCGAGGACUUCCAGCCCAACUGCAAGCACCAGUGCAGCUGCAUGGACGGGGUGGUGGGCUGCAUGCCCCUGUGCCCCCAGGAGGUGCCGCUGCCGGUCUGGGACUGCCCCAACCCACGGCUGGUCAAGGCGCCGGGUCGCUGCUGUGAAGAGUGGCUCUGUGACGACAGCAAUCACAUUCGCGAGGACUCCGGGGACAGCCAGGGGUCGCCAGAGCCAGAACCGCUCACCAGCAACGAGCUGCUGGCAGCCCCGCAGGGCAACACAGUGCCAGCAUACCCGGACUGGAAAUCACCUCCCCAGUCCAGCAUGCCGGUCAUCACCAGUUGCCUGGUCCAGACCACUGAUUGGUCGGACUGCUCCAAAACGUGCGGGAUGGGAAUCUCGAGCCGUGUCACCAACACCAACCCAUCGUGCCGCCUGACCCGAGAAACGCGCCUGUGCCAGAUCAGAGCCUGUGAGUUCACGUCCACCCCCAACCUCAAGAAGGGUAAGAAGUGCCAGAAGACGGUUCGUCCGCGGGAACCCGUGCAGAUCUCCUUCGCGGGCUGCGCCACGUCUCGCCGGUACCGGCCGCGCUCCUGUGGCUCCUGCUCUGACGGGCGAUGCUGCUCCCCCUCCCUGACCCGCACGGCGAGUCUGCGCUUCCACUGCCCCGACGGAGAGAGCUUCACGCGCAGCGUCAUGGUGAUCCAGCGCUGCCGCUGCCGACCCGACUGUGACCGUGACAGCCAGGCUGGCUCCCUGCCUUCCUUCAGCCUCCACAACGACAUCCACACCUUCACCCAGUGAGGCAGGGGCUCUGCGUCCGAAGCCUUCCUUCGGUUAUAAUCAACCGCUCCCAUCCCUCCUCCAGUCCUGCAGAGUUCACGUACCCGGGACCGGGCACAUUGUCUUCAUCACGGAAGACUAAUGCAUGACUUUCUUUCAAAGAAGAAGCUACCCUUUUUUAAAAGAGGACUUUAUUUUACAAGGGCUGGUCUUUGCCCUAACAGCUUUCCAGGAGAGAAGUGGCGCCUCCCCCCCAAAGAAAAUAAUGGGGCUAAUCUCUCUUGAUCUUAAAGUCCCAGCCACUCAUCUGUCGGGGAAGUACUUGACAUUUCCAUUCAGAAGUGAAUCCCCAACCUGCAAAACUAUCCGUUGAAAACCCCUAAACCUUCUGGCAGCGAGAGCUCACAAGUCUCACUGUUUCCAGAUAAAGGCAGCAAUCUGCAUCUCAGAACCGACACUGACGCAGUUUCCUACACCUGUUGGAUAAAAACAAGGCCAAAGGAAAUUGAUAACUCUUCCUGGACAUAACUUUCCUCUGACGUGGGACUGGGAGGACCCUUGAACCUGGCACACACGUCUGUGUUUGUCUUUGUUGACUGGGUUAUGGUCGUAGAGACGAUGGCCACCUGGGUUGUAAUGAGCUUACUGUAUAUUAAACAACCCCAAGGACUCAGCGGUUAAAGGUCAGCCAGCUUCUCCAGUCCCCGUUUCCUCGCGUAGGUGACGUGGCUCCGGAUUGGGUCUCAAGUUUGCCAGGACCGGGACAAUACAACAGACAAAGGUUCCUGAUUGGAUCCUAAUUUAGAAUGACUGAAUGGUUUACUGGUUGGUUUAGUAGACAUGAUCAAACUCAAUGCAUUACAUUAUGAUGUUUGGGUAUUAAAGCAAUGCUUGGGUAUUAUUACAUCGAUGCUUGGGUAUUAUUGAAGAGAUGCUUGGGUAUUAUUGAAGCGAUGCUUGGGUAUUAUUGAAGCGAUGCUUGGGUAUUAUUGAAGCGAUGCUUGGGUAUUAUUGAAGCGAUGCUUGGGUAUAAUUGAAGCGAUGCUUGGGUAUUAUUGAAGCGAUGCUUGGG
Molecule: messenger RNA, 2805 nt
Organism: Polyodon spathula (Mississippi paddlefish)
Lineage: Eukaryota; Metazoa; Chordata; Actinopteri; Acipenseriformes; Polyodontidae
Product: CCN family member 1-like
Exons: 5
Coding region: 630-1754 (374 amino acids)
Biological process (GO): signal transduction
Cellular component (GO): extracellular region
Molecular function (GO): protein binding
Source: RefSeq, a predicted model, not a curated record